AACAUGCAUCUUCUUCGAGAAACAGAGUGAAGCAUGUCACUUUCAAAUAGAGGAAGAAUUACAAUUUUAACUACCGCUUACACUAUAAAAACUAAUAUCAUUUCACAACUGAGAUAUGAAGUUCCACUUCAACAAAAGAAAGAGAACCCCUUCCACUUCCACAAAUUAUAUCCCUGGACCAGCAUCUUCAUAUAUCUGCUCCUCCACGACUCCGUCCCUUUUAGUCUUCUCUCUACCCAUCAUCCGAAAAGGGACAGCGACAAAGUCAGGGUGUUGUAAACCUCCAACUGCUUGUGAGUACAAUUAUGUGAACCCAAUACUUUGCAUAAGCCCUGUGAAUCCUAUGGCAGACCCAGACUGCUACAUAUGGAACAAUUACCAGAACCAGCUCUGCUACAAGCCUACAACUGCAAUGCAUGCAAGGCAGGUCUACUUGGGAACCUCAGAAAAGAGUGGAGGAAAGCCAAUGUCAUCUUGGUUGUGGCUGUUGUGGUCCUUAUCUGGGUCUAUCUCAUUGCCUGUAGUGCCUACAAAAAUGCUAAAACAGAAGACCUCUUCAGCCGCUACAAACGGGGUUGGGUUUGAUCCAUUUUCCUCCCAAAAAACUCAGAGGACCUUCCAAUUAGAGCAUAUUUGAAUUAGCUUAUCUUUCUUCAGAAUCAAUUAUGGAGC
This is a messenger RNA of Lotus japonicus, 672 nucleotides long. RefSeq lists its product as uncharacterized. The coding region runs from base 116 to 637 and encodes 173 amino acids. The transcript is spliced from 2 exons. Lineage: Eukaryota; Viridiplantae; Streptophyta; Magnoliopsida; Fabales; Fabaceae. Gene Ontology annotation, cellular component: plasmodesma; plasma membrane. The record is from RefSeq and is a predicted model, not a curated record. Gene Ontology annotation, biological process: auxin-activated signaling pathway.